AUGUCGGAUGAAAAGAUUAUUUUAAUUGUUGGAGGCAUUAGGUAUGAAACUCUUCGAUCAACAUUCACUGCUCAGCCAGAGACAUUACUUGGAACAAUGUUUCGAGAUCAAAAUGAAUACAUUAAAAAUUCGGUUAAUGGAAACGAAUAUUUUUUUGACCGUAAUGGUGAAGCAUUUUACUAUAUAAUGGAAUUUUAUCGAACUGGAAAGCUUUUAUGGACCACUGAAAUCAAAGAGCCACAAGUCACUUAUCAACAACUUAAUGAAGAACUUGAUUAUUUUCAAAUUAAUAAAUCGGAAAUAUUUUCUUCAUUGGCAUCAAAAACUGCUAUAAGUACAAUUGGUCAAUUCAUUUCAAGUCUUGAACAAUUAAUCAUUAGUCAUUACAUAAAUAACUUUGACAGAGGCAUUUAUCUAGAAAUUCGUAGCGAUAAUAAUAAUAUACAUUGCAGUAAUAAUCUAAAAAGUCGGUUUGACCAAUUUAAAGGAUGUGCUUUUGAUAUCCUGAGUAAUACGAAAAACCAAAUUAAAAGGUAUCUAGUUGAAACCUUUUGCGAAUUAGGACUAAAAUGGGAAUGUCUAAGAAAAAUUUAUAAAUAUAAUAAUACUAGUUAUCAAUCCUUUGAGAUUAAUAUCACCUUUUCUUCUCCGGUUGAAAGACUGUUAAAAUCUGAGAGUGCACAAGCUCACAUAUCAUUUAUCCAAGCCCCAAUUAACACAUCGGAACAAAAGAUUAUUUUAAAUGUUGGAGGAAAAAAGCCAACAACUUUACUUGGAACAAUGUUUCAAGAUCGAAAUAAAUGUAUGAGACAUCCAAUUAAUGGAAAUGAAUAUUUUUUUGAUCGUAACAGUGAAGCAUUUUAUUAUAUAUUGGAAUUCUAUCGAACCGGAAAACUUACAUUGCCCACUGAGUUUGGAAAUUUUACUUAUAAACAACUUGAAGAAGAGCUUGAUUAUUUUCAAAUCCCUUUUAAUAGACCGACAGUAAUUUGUUCAUCAGUUUUAGAAACCAUUAGAAAUAAUAUUAAUACCUUAAUUUUGGCUUUUGAAGAAUUGAUCAUUCGUUGUUGCAAAUAUUUUAUAAAUUAUAUCAAAUUAGAAUUUAAAGGUAAUAAAAUUCUUACGUCUAUUGAUGGUUCAGAUAACAGCAAGAGACAUUAUUAUGAUUUACCAGAUUUACGAAAUUUUUGCACAUCUAAAUUUAUGUAUUAUGAGACUCGUGUUAUCUUAGAUAAUAUGGGAAAACACAUUGAAGAUCAUUUAGUUAAAAGAUUUGUUGAUUUAGGACUAAAAUACGAAUCCAGGCAGAAUUAUAAUAGUAUACAUUUGAUCACUAUCUCUUUUUCAUUUGAAAAUGUUUAUAAAAAUUUUAAAUGA
Dentiscutata erythropus is the source of this 1377-nucleotide messenger RNA. The record is from the annotation of a GenBank genome assembly. NCBI's taxonomy places the organism in Eukaryota, Fungi, Glomeromycota, Glomeromycetes, Diversisporales, Gigasporaceae.